AGCUUGUUUGUUGGAAUUUUAGGUUUUGUCUAUGGUCUUAAGUAUAUUAAAAUAAGUUAUACUAAAUAUUUUCAACAUUUAUUUACCAUUUUUACUACUAAAAAAGCAUUUAAUGUAGACUAAAUUAUAUUAAAUUAAUUAUUAGAUUAAAUUAAUUUACUUAGAUUUGCAAAAUGAACGCACCUCCAACGUUUGAAUCCUUUUUAUUAUAUGACGGAGAAAAAAAAAUUGUUAAAGAAGUUGAUACUAAGGUUACAAAUGCAGCAAUUUUUACUGUAAAUAAAGAAGAUCAUACAUUAGGAAACAUGAUUAGAAAUCAGUUACUAAAGGAUCCAAAUGUAUUGUUUGCUGGAUAUAAACAACCUCAUCCUUUAGAACAUAAAUUUGAACUUCGAAUUCAAACAACAUCAGAUUAUACUCCUCAAGAUGCUCUAACUAAUGCUAUAACAGAUCUAUUAGCAGAACUUUCAUUAUUUGAAGAACGUUUUAAGGAAGCCUUACGCGAGAAGAAAGAAGGACUUGAUUAAUUAGCAUAUAAAUAUGUAUUAUAUUUCCUGAAUUUUAAAGAAAUAAUUUAAACCAAAAGUUAAAUAAAAUGUGUAUAAGAUUUGUGUAUUAAAUUAUUUAAAAUUCUGUAAUAAAUGGUUUUCUUUAUA
Molecule: messenger RNA, 656 nt
Organism: Daktulosphaira vitifoliae (grape phylloxera)
Lineage: Eukaryota; Metazoa; Arthropoda; Insecta; Hemiptera; Phylloxeridae
Gene: Rpb11
Product: DNA-directed RNA polymerase II subunit RPB11
Exons: 4
Coding region: 174-527 (117 amino acids)
Biological process (GO): transcription by RNA polymerase II
Cellular component (GO): RNA polymerase II, core complex
Molecular function (GO): protein dimerization activity; DNA binding
Source: RefSeq, a predicted model, not a curated record